CCUACCUACUACUUCUUGUUAUAACACUAGCACAGUUACAACAUGUCGAAAUAAAUACCAAAUCACACUUUAAAAUAAUAUCAUAAAUAGUUUACUGAUAACGCUUACACAGUUCCCUCGAAAACGUUUGGUUUCCGGUAUUCACAUGGUUACCUUUAUUUUCUGGACAGUUUUAUGUUGUUUACACUCAAUCCAGGGCCUUAUUGAACUACCCCAGGACAUUAUAGCAGCAGGAUUGUUAAAAGGCGUAUCAAGUCAAAUAUUCGCUCCAAACGAGUCAAAACUACAGGAGUUUGCUGUCAUAUUUAAUCACUACGUGAAUCUGACUGUGAGAGAGAAGGGGAGCAGAGAAGUAUUGAGUAGACUAGCGACUGGGUGGACUAACUCUACUGGAGAUGACGAAAGCGAUGACUUGUAUGGAUCGCUAGCAUGGGAAACUGCCUUAGAUGAUGCAUUGGCCGAAGAAAAUAUAACAGUAGACAACAACAAACUACUCAACGGUAAAAUCGUGGAAUAUCUCGAAACGUAUGCUAGUAACCCCGAGAAUGUUAAAGCGUUAGCCCAUUUAUACCUGCAAAGACUGGAUUGGGACACGAAGCCGAACUUAACAAGACUUGAUGACAAUGAUUUGAAUACUAACGAUACUGACGCUGCUGGUAGUGGAACAGCCAUUGAAGAGAAUCCAUUUUGGAAUCCAGAUGACACUCCGACCCGGCGGAUCUUCAGGGGAAAGACAGUCAAGAUCAAAAACUAUCCGUUCAUAGUGAGCGUUCACAUUUUGAACGUGUUCUACUGUGCCGGUUCCAUCAUUAAAGACGACCUCGUCAUCACCGCUGCCUCAUGUUUGCAGCUCGCCCACAACAAUCGCUUCUACCGCGAGAACCCCAGCUUCAUCGCCAUCCGCGCCGGAUCUAACUACUUCUUCUUAGGCGGCGAGAUUAUCCCUGUCAUACGAGUGUACUUCCAUCCCUCAUACGAUCCUAAAACCCUGCACGGUAACCUAGCUGUCAUGCAGCUCCAAAGGGUCCUCAGAUUCAGGCAUAAGAACGUGAAGAAGAUCGAGAUUGACCGAGCUGCGUCCGCUUUGCCCGAAAACACGCCGCCCAUUACUAUUCUUGGGUGGGGCGCUACAGGGGAGAGCAAUGUACAAUAUCAUAGAAAAAAGUUACAUGCGGCUAGUCUGGACUACUACGAUAGAGAGUCGUGCAGGGAAGUAUACGGAAAGAAGUACGUAACUAGAACAAAUUUCUGCGCCGGUUUCAUAUCAAGAGGCGAAGGUGCAUGCAAUCAAGACGUAGGCGACCCGGCCGUCACGGGUAUGUACCUGGUGGGCGUCACCAGCUUUGGCUCUCCGAUUUGCGGACGACCUGACACGCCCACAGUGUUCACCAAGGUCGGGUUCUAUGCCGACUGGAUUCAAGCCCUCAUGGAUCAGGAGAAAAUUCGAAUCAGUCGCAGUACUACAACAGAACGACCCUUUAGAAUAUUGGAUAAAAAAAUCAUUCUAUACGGGCUCGGCGAGGAAACAGCACCAAUCCCCUUACAACGUGAAGGGACAAAUACCGAGCCAGCCCAAGACACUGCACACAUAGAUGAACACCUUGAAAUAGUGCUGAAUGAACUUAAAAAGCUUGGAAUGCAAAGCAAAGAGAGUGCGGAUCUAAUUCGAAACAUACAACCUGGAACUCCCCAAAAACAAGAGAUAAGUUUACCAGAGGAAGAACAAGACCCCGAAAUAAAAUACAUUGAACCUGGUACCGAAAAUAAUCCAGUAGGAGUACAUCAAAUUAUUGAUUCUUAUCGGACUCAAGAAGAAGAAACCGGUAAUGCAUUAAGAGAAGAAGAUCAACACAAUGAAGAUCCUGAAACCAAAGAGGAAGAAGAAGCCAAGAAUACAUCUCUAGAAGAAACGAAUGUGUACAGAAGUGACGUUGAUUCUGAUGGUAUAACUAUGAAUCCAGUAGAUCGCGCAACCAAAGUAAUUGAUUUUGAACCAAAACCAACAGAGUCAAGAGAAAUUCAGAUAGAGAACGUUAGAGUGACAGAACCACCGGAUAAUCAUUUCAAUAUGGAUUCUGAAUCUGAUUUCCCUGAGAACGCUGGUUCAGCAAAAAAAUCAAUGACUGAUAAUAUUGGUCCCGUAGAAUCCAUAUCAAGAGAAACAGGUGUUACUUUAAUCAAAAAACAACUUCCAGUAGUUAAAAACGACGAUUCUGUUUUAAGAAAAAAACAUCGUAAUCCUACUACUGUAGUCAAUUUUCAGAUCGGAAAUAAACAAAUGCCACAAACAAAUAACCACACUGUGCAUAAGGGUUACGUCCCUCCAAAUCCUCCAAAUAUUCUUGGGAAUCCACAUCCUAUUGACUUGGAAUAUGAUGGUACAAAUAAUUUGCCUAAAUAUCAGGAAUAUCAUGAAGCUACUCAAAAUGAAAAUAAUAAACAAGUGCAAAAUCCAGAAGUUGAUAAAAAUUUUGGUAUUGACAAAAUAAUUUGGAAAGAAAAUCGUGAACCUACUACCGAUAAAGAAGAAAUAGGUCAUGUUGAACUUGCAAAUGAUAUUUCAGACGAUAUUGUAAAACAUGAAAUCCAAAAAUUAAUAGAACAGCUGGAAAUAAGCAGUGAGUUAAACUCACAAACCGACGUCUACAAGUCUACUGAUCAUAGUCCGUUACGCAAUAAUCUGAAAAAUACAGAUACUCGUAAAAUUAAAGAUUCAGACACCAUACUAACUUUCCUUUAUUUGACAGAUGUUGAGGAGAAAAUCCAUCGACGAGCGAAAUCAGACACAAGUGACGAAGGAUUGAGUAUAGAUCCAAAACCGUUUAAAAAACAAAUUAACGACAGUAAUCAAUUAAUAGGGAAAAGUGAAAUAUACACAAUUUUUGCGAACGUCAUGAACACUGUAAUUAAUAAAACAUUGGAGUAAAAUUU
Molecule: messenger RNA, 2931 nt
Organism: Cydia splendana
Lineage: Eukaryota; Metazoa; Arthropoda; Insecta; Lepidoptera; Tortricidae
Exons: 9
Coding region: 146-2926 (926 amino acids)
Biological process (GO): proteolysis
Molecular function (GO): serine-type endopeptidase activity
Source: RefSeq, a predicted model, not a curated record